This is a messenger RNA of Dreissena polymorpha, 621 nucleotides long. Its product is annotated as thyrotropin-releasing hormone receptor-like. The transcript has 2 exons. The record is from RefSeq and is a predicted model, not a curated record. Gene Ontology annotation, biological process: neuropeptide signaling pathway. Gene Ontology annotation, molecular function: neuropeptide receptor activity. Bases 1 to 621 code for a protein of 206 amino acids. Gene Ontology annotation, cellular component: membrane. NCBI's taxonomy places the organism in Eukaryota, Metazoa, Mollusca, Bivalvia, Myida, Dreissenidae.
AUGGCGGAAAAGAGAGGAGAAGUGGAUAGGGGGACACUGGGCUGUCGACUAGAGACUGGUCACCGAGACCUGGCAGAUGAGGAAGUAGUUGCUCCUUCGGUGACCGAUUUCAGCGAAUCGAACUACAUAAAUCCAAGCAGACUUGCAAAUGAGAACAUGAAAAAUAGCGAAACACCACACACGCUUACAAUAAAAGUACGGUCAGAGAGUGCCACAGGGACCUCAGUCGGAAAUCAUGGAGGCUCAGGGCCGAUUUUGACGUCUAGAGCCACCAUCUCGACGGUUUCCUUUGCACCGAUCACCCAUUCAGGAGAAGCGACGAACUCGUCAACAAAGAGGAGUCAUUCUAGACCGCAGGGUAUAAAGAAUGCCAGCAUUCAGACUACGCGAAUCGCGUUUCUGGUGUGCGCCGUGUUCGUCAUAUCUUGGCUGCCGCCAUGGAUAUGCUUCUUCUUGGCAACAAAGCCAUCAUUUCUGGCGAAUCCAACGGUCGUGCGAUUUAUGCUUUUCGGAAAAAUGACUUAUCUACUCAACACAGUGGUCAAUCCUUUCGUCUACCCCUGGUUUAACAGAAAGUUUAGACAGCAACUCAAUGAACUGUUCCGGUGUAAUAAAAAAUGA